This is a messenger RNA of Alligator sinensis (Chinese alligator), 2863 nucleotides long. RefSeq names its product pyruvate kinase M1/2 (gene PKM). NCBI's taxonomy places the organism in Eukaryota, Metazoa, Chordata, Crocodylia, Alligatoridae. Gene Ontology annotation, biological process: glycolytic process; cellular response to insulin stimulus. Gene Ontology annotation, molecular function: pyruvate kinase activity; potassium ion binding; magnesium ion binding. The coding region runs from base 21 to 1613 and encodes 530 amino acids. Gene Ontology annotation, cellular component: cytoplasm. The transcript has 10 exons. The record is from RefSeq and is a predicted model, not a curated record.
GGCAAAGAAUUCCAGCAACUAUGUCAAAACACCAUGAUGCAGGAACUGCUUUCAUCCAGACCCAGCAGCUACACGCUGCCAUGGCAGACACUUUCCUGGAACACAUGUGUCGCCUGGACAUUGAUUCUGAGCCAACCACAGCACGAAACACUGGCAUUAUCUGCACCAUUGGCCCAGCCUCCCGCUCGGUGGAAAUGCUGCAAGAAAUGAUUAAAUCUGGCAUGAAUGUUGCUCGCCUCAACUUCUCUCAUGGAACUCAUGAGUACCAUGCAGGCACAAUCAAGAACGUGCGUGAAGCCACAGAAAGCUUUGCUUCUGAUCCCAUCACCUACAGACCUGUGGCUGUUGCUCUUGACACCAAGGGACCCGAAAUCCGAACUGGACUUAUCAAGGGAAGUGGUACAGCAGAGGUGGAGCUCAAAAAGGGUUCGACUCUUAAACUGACCCUGGACGAUGCCUACAUGGAGAAGUGUGAUGAAAAUGUAUUGUGGGUGGACUACAAAAACAUCAUCAAGGUUGUGGAUAUUGGCAGCAAAAUCUAUGUAGACGAUGGCCUCAUUUCACUGCUGGCUAAGGAGAAAGGCUCGGACCAUAUUAUCUGUGAAAUUGAGAAUGGUGGGAUUCUUGGCAGCAAAAAAGGUGUGAACCUGCCUGGAGCUGCAGUGGACCUUCCUGCAGUCUCUGCAAAAGACAUUCAGGACCUGAAGUUUGGCGUGGAGCAGGAUGUGGACAUGGUGUUUGCUUCCUUCAUCCGCAAAGCUGCUGAUGUCCAUGCUGUCAGGGAAGUGCUAGGAGAAAAGGGGAAGAACAUCAAGAUCAUCAGCAAGAUUGAGAACCAUGAGGGUGUACGCAGGUUUGAUGAAAUCAUGGAAGCCAGUGAUGGCAUCAUGGUGGCCCGUGGUGACUUGGGUAUUGAGAUCCCUGCUGAAAAAGUCUUCCUUGCCCAAAAGAUGAUGAUUGGACGAUGCAACAGGGCUGGUAAACCCAUCAUCUGUGCUACUCAGAUGUUGGAAAGCAUGAUUAAGAAACCUCGCCCAACCCGUGCCGAGGGCAGUGAUGUAGCUAAUGCAGUCUUGGAUGGAGCUGACUGCAUUAUGCUAUCUGGAGAGACAGCCAAAGGAGACUACCCUCUUGAGGCUGUCCGCAUGCAACAUGCUAUCGCUCGCGAGGCUGAGGCCGCAAUUUUUCACCGUCAGCUGUUUGAAGAACUUUUCCGCAUCACUGCUAACAUCAGGGACCCUGCUGAUGCCAUGGCUGUAGGCGCUGUGGAGGCCUCUUUUAAGUGCUUAGCACCAGCUCUGAUAGUUCUGACCGAAUCUGGCAGGUCAGCUCACUUGGUGUCCAGGUUCCGGCCACGUGCGCCAAUCAUUGCUGUGACCCGUAAUGGGCAGACGGCACGCCAGGCCCAUCUGUACCGUGGCAUCUUCCCUGUUCUGUGCAAAGAACCAACCCAUGAUGCAUGGGCUGAAGAUGUUGAUCUCCGAGUGAACUUGGGCAUGAAUGUUGGCAAAGCACGUGGGUUCUUCAAGACUGGCGAUCUGGUUAUUGUGCUAACAGGCUGGCGUCCUGGGUCUGGUUAUACCAACACCAUGCGCGUGGUGCCAGUUCCAUGAACAUCGACUCUUGGAUCCAACCCAGCAACAUCUUCCCUUGCCCCUGUCCCCCGCCCCUUUGCAUUAGACCAGCAAUUGCUUGCGAUUGUUCUCCUUGUCUGUAGAGUGGAUAUAGGUUGCUAAAUGCCACCAGGUACAGCAGCAGAGGGAGGAGACCUUUACAUUACUAAAAGAGAAGAAAUACUUGAAGUGUUUAGGUUUUUUUUUUUCUUUUUGUUUUGUUUUGUUUUCAAAGUACACUCCCUGCCCCCUCCUGCCCCACACCCCAAAGUGAUACUGCCCUGAUGUAUGUUGGGAGUCGGUGUAGGAACUUCCUGCAUGGUCUCUGAAUGUGUGCUGCUGCUCCUCCUAGUAGCCUGGUUACUGUCCAAGGGCGUAAAUUACUGUGUCUUUCCUUGCUCCGGUCUUGGGAGCGUAAGGGAAGGUAAUAAGAUGACUGUGGUUGACAGUUCCAAUAUAAUGCUCUCUGCAAUAGGCAGAGUACAGCCCGAAACCCUGUAGGUUCAGAUGCACAACAACUUAAUGUAAUGCCCACCCUUCUCUGCCAUGUCCUGAAUGCACCUACAGACUUGUACUAUCACUGAUGUCACCACUGCACUCCAGUCCAGGAGCAAUGGUAGAUUAAGUCAUGGACCUGUAUAGCCACACAUGAAGUGUGUAAGAUUAGUCUUGUUGGGCUUUAUUUUCCACUUGGAUUUACAGUGGCUCUCUGGACUCCAUAACUUACACUCAGCUAGUCAUCAAGGAUCUGAAACUCCAAAGCAUGUUGAUGGAAGACAAGGUGGAUUUGGCUCUUAAGUCCUAGAUAGAAUAGUAACUUGCUUGAGACAAGCUACUGUACAUCCCCCUGCUAGCAUAUAUAGGGAGCCUAAAGAAUGGAAGCUUCCAAUCUACAUGAGAAGCUGUGAUUUUUAAAAGCCUCCACACAAGACCAAAAUCUAAGGCAUGGUGCAGGCCUGGGUUUCUUCUAGGCUAGUUGUGCACAGUGGGGGUUAGAAAAAGGACAAAGCAGGGUCUUUGGGUCUUAAAAGGUUGAGUGCUGUAGUCCCAGCUGUUUCACAAACUGCACUCCCACUUCUGUGCUGCUAAGAACUUGUGCUCCUGCCGCGGUGUCGCAUAUCUGUCUGAGUCGAGUAGUCACAUUUCCUGAGAGCAUUCUCCUGUGUUGUAAGUCUGGACAAAUUACUGUAACAGGUGUAUUGGGUUGUAGAGCACAACUAUGUACAUCAAUAAAGAGAAGCUAAAGCACC